Messenger RNA from Paralichthys olivaceus (Japanese flounder), 3067 nucleotides. It is a transcript of the gene nlrc3l1, whose product is annotated as NLR family, CARD domain containing 3-like 1. Gene Ontology annotation, biological process: intracellular signal transduction. The record is from RefSeq and is a predicted model, not a curated record. NCBI's taxonomy places the organism in Eukaryota, Metazoa, Chordata, Actinopteri, Pleuronectiformes, Paralichthyidae.
GCAGAAGAAGAAGACGAGGCAGAAGAAGAUCAACAAGAUCAGCAACAACCAGAAACAGAUCAUUUAAGGUACAGACAGGUUACAGUCCAGAGACUGUCCCUGGAAAACAAAAAGUGAUCCCCGCUCACUUGGUCGUAAUGUUAGCCUCUGGCUGACCUGCUCAGUGACAUAAUGGAUGACAACGAACUGGGUGCUGUGGCCAUGGAAUCAGAUAGCUCUUCCCUUGGGGAUGCAGUGUCUGGUAGAGGACAACAGAUUGUGUCAAAUGAAGAGGAAGAUCUCUACUACAUCCCAGAGAGAAGACCAUCUCUGGACCUGGGACAAUGGUCAACAAGUGCAAUGGAUACCAGCCGCUGGCAUUAUGUGGACCGGGCCCGAUCUCCAGUUCUAAGCUAUACGUCACAGGCAACUGAGGAAAGCUCAAUAGAAAUGGAUGAUGAAUCAUCCACAAGGAUUCAGCUGGAAAGAUCAGAUUCGUUCUCUAGCUGCUACUCCUUCAACAGUGACGAUAUUGAACAGAUAAUCAAAGCUGAAAUCAAAGAUGAUAUUGUCUCAGAACCUUUUGUCACACCUGAGGCAAUCCAAACCCAGAGUGAGAUCAGGCACCCUUCUCUGACGGUGGAAUUCACUUUCAAGGCCAUCUGUGGUACCCUUAGGAAGUUGUCAGAGGUAGCUGUCAAGACAUUCAAGACGAUGCUGUGGAAGCAUUACCCACAGUCAUUCAACACUCCUCCCCAAGACAUGGACAUACUGGACCUUGUGGACUGGCUGCUCGAGAGUUACAGCCUGGAAGUGUCUUUGCAGAUAACCAAAAUCAUUCUUGGGGAGAUGGGGCAAAAAAAGAUGGUUGAUGAUCUCCAGACUUUGUGUCUCCGAAAUGAAGUACGACAUGAUUUAUGUGAGACUCUGAAGAGGAUAUAUGGUGAAGUAUGUGAGGAUAUGGCCUUGCCGGAAGAGAAGAUUCCCUUUGACGACGUCUUUACUGACCUCAACAUAACCUCCACAUGUGAUAACGGCCCAAAUAUUGAACAUGAGGUCAUGACCAUAAAAAAACUGGACAGCAACCGGGAAGCAGGGAUGCGUCUUUCUACCAAGGAUAUUUUAACCUCUGAAAGGCUGAAGGACUCCAACACAAAGUUGCAGUUGAUGACUGGAGUGGCAGGGUCGGGGAAAUCAAUGGCGGUCAGAAGGUUAGUCCUGGAUUGGAUUGAAGGGCGUUCCCACCAAGACGUGUCUUUUUUGUUUCCUCUGCUGUUCAGAGAACUCAAACAGUUUGAGGAUUCCACAGCCUCCUUUUUGGAAAUAAUACAAAAACUCUACCCAGAAUCUAAAAAGCUGAGAGAUGAGGAUUAUAGAUGCGAGGACUGCAAAAUAAUGUUUGUCUUUGACGGCCUUGACGAGUACAAUGGGACGCUCGACUUUGAAAACACUAUGCUUCUCAGCGACCACACAGAACCCACCACCCUGAACGUCAUUGUGGUCAACCUCCUCAGAGGGAGGCUGCUCUACCGCGGCCUCUUCCUGGUCACCUCUCGGCCACAGGUGAAACCCUGCAUCCCCUGGGACACGCACUAUGAUGAGAUCGAAGUUCGUGGAUUCUGUGACCAUGAAAAGGAGGAUUACUUUAAGAAGAGAUUUAAAGACCCGGAUCAAGCAGCCCGAGUUAUUGCAUAUGUCAACUCUUUCAGAACCCUCUGUAUCAUGUGCCACCUGCCCUUGUUCUGCUCACUGGUUGCUGAUGAGUGCUCUCGCAUUUUUAGAGAACAGGGGACGGGGGCAGAGCUGCCCAGGAGCAUCACGUCCCUGUACACAAAGCUAGUGCGAGUGCUCACACGCCAGCAUCGCAUAUUAAGAGCUCCAGAUUUGAGCCUGGAUGAAGAGAGAGACUUCCUUAUGAAACUUGGAGAGUUGGCCUUCAACAUGUUAGAAGAAGGCCAGUUCAAAAUCACCAGUUCCGACUGGAAAAAAACUGGAAUCGACAACAAGGAGGCGGUGAUUAACAGUGGCCUGUGCACACAAUAUGUCACAAAGCCAUACAUCUUGUUUCAUGAGAAUGUCUUGAGCUUUAUCCACCCCACCGUGCAGGAGUACCUGGCGGCCCUGUAUGUGUUUCUCUCCUUUAGAAACCAGGGAAGGAACGUUUUUGAGCAACAACCGAGAGGCAUGCUCAAGAUGUUCAAGGUACAGAAAGUCAUGGAGCUGUACAAGAGCGCUGUGGACAGAAGCGUGCUCUGCGAAGACGGCAAACUGGACAUUUUCCUACGUUUCCUUUUCGGGAUGGUGCACGAAACCAACGUGGAGCUCCUACAGCCACUCUACACGUCCUCUGUAAAGUGGCCAACAGUGAUUGAAGAUGCUGCCACCCUCAUCAGGAAGAGGAUCAGAGGAAAUCAUCAUCCUGGCAGAAAUGACAAUUUGCAGCACUGCUUGGAGGAGCUGGGUGUAUGUUAGCAUCAGAGGCAGUAUCCUAAUAAUCACUGCACAAAAUCAGCACACAAAAUAUGUUGCAACUUACUCAACAGAUUCCCGUUGGAAAAAAACUGAGGAGGAAGAAUGUUUCUCUUCAACCAACAUAUGCACUAAUGGAGUUAAAAGAUUUAAGAGCCAAAUGUACAACAACUAUUCAUCAGUGUUGUAAAUACAAGUAGACGUUCGAGCCUUUCCAUGGACACAUGCAUCUGUUUACAAGCUGAUGGAUAAGGAACCAGCAACCUCAGAACCAUGACAACUGACAAAGUAGAGUAAUGUAACUUGAAAGUAUAGGAGCAGAGAAGCAUACUCUGCAUGAGUGUUGUAUAAAGGCUACUAUAUACAUUAUAUUUGUCCUGCCUGAGUUUCAUCAUCAUACAUUUUUACAUUUAAACAACAUGAAGUUAUCUAACUUGGUGUUUCAUUGUAGAGCUGUGUGCAGCGCUCUUUGUUCCACUGUUACUCACUCUCUUUUUCUCUCACACUAUCAUUGACCAUCACCUGCAUCGGAACAAAUCCAGCAAGAGACGCAGUUCUUCAUAUUAUGUUUGUGUGCCAUGGAAAUUAUAUUAAAACGUUUUUUGAAAGUGAAAAAAAA